AUGGCCCUGCAGGAACUCAGGCCUGUUUUUAUUUCACAGAGGUCUCCAGUGCAAACCAGGGACCGGAAUGUUUUCAGGGAUGGCGUGACUCGUAUCGAUUUCGUCUUGGUGUGGGAGGAGACUGUCUCUGGGCAGAAGGACGAGGCGGGCGGAGUCAGCACCUCAUCCCGGGACCUCCACAGGAAGUGGAGAGAGGACUUCCUGUUCAGGCUGAGAGGGACGGGUCUCCUACAUGAGCGGAGAGAAGUUGUGAAAGCCAAGAAGAAGGUGUGCUACGUUCUGCUGAGCGCCCCCUGGAGCGUACUGUGUUUCUACGCUGAAGAACUCAGCCUGCGAGUUCCACUGCAGGUUGUCGCCACGGCUGAUUCCAACUGGUCUCAGCGGCUUCUGGAAAAGCUGUCCAUCCCAAAUCCAAUGGCUCAUGAGGUCCCCAACCCACCGCCUGACCACUACACCUGCCAGUUCAGAGCCGACAAGCUGGACAGGUUCGUAGGCAGUGACAACAAGGAGACUUUCUUCAAGACAACCCAGAGACACCGGGUGGUGUAUGAGAUCUUGGCCAGGACUCCAUAUGGAGUGGUGAAAAAAGGAGAGGUGGGAAUAGAUCGUCUGCUGAACGAACACGUUUUCACCGCUGCUUUCCCACUACAUGAGGGUCCUUUUGAGUUACCAGAGGUCCCAGUUCCCCCCCAGUAUCUGAGUCUUAGGCAGGUCUUGUUUAGGUACUGGGCCCAGUGGUCCUGCUGGAGGUGCUACCAGCCACUGGACCACAUCAGAGAGUACUUUGGAGAGAAGAUAGCGCUCUACUUUGCCUGGCUGGGUUUCUAUACUGGCUGGCUUCUCCCAGCAUCUCUGGUGGGAACUCUGGUCUUCUUGUUUGGAUUCUGGAUCAUGGCCACCGAUGUCCCGGCUAGAGAAUUGUGUAACAGCGGGGAUCAGUUCAUCAUGUGUCCGCUGUGUAACAUCUGCUCCCUCUGGAACCUCUCCAGCAUCUGUCUCACUUACAAGGCUGGUCUGCUAUUUGAUAAUGGAGGGACAGUCUUCUUCAGUGUCUUCAUGUCUCUGUGGGCCGUCUCCUUCCUGGAAUACUGGAAGAGGACCUGCUCCGCUCUCACGCACCGCUGGGACUGCUCCGACUUUCAGGAUGUCGAGGAGAGACCUCGGCCAGAGUUCACAGCAAUGGCUCCGAUGACGAUGAGGAACCCAGUGACCGGGGCAGAGGAGCCGUACUUCCCCAUAAACAAGCGACUGAACCGAACCUUGACUGGCUGCAUGGUCAUCAUCAUUAUGGUUAGCGUCGUGUUGAUGUGUGUCAUUGCCAUCAUCCUGUAUCGGACCAUCCUGAGCAUCACCAUCUACAAGACCAGACAGAGCUUCUUCAUGUUUUCUGCAGGGAAGAUCGCCAGUAUUUCAGGCUCGGUGUUGAACCUGCUGGUGAUUCUCAUGUUGUCCAGGGUCUACACCUCUCUGGCCCACAUCCUCACCCGCUGGGAAAUGCAUCGCACGCAGAGCAAGUAUGAAGACAUGUUCAUCCUCAAGGUCUUCAUCUUCCAGUUCGUCAACUUCUACUCAUCUCCCAUCUACAUCGCCUUCUUCAAGGGCAGGUUCGUCGGUUAUCCGGGAACAUACAACACGCUAUUUGGAAUCCGCAACGAAGAUUGCGGGGCGGGAGGAUGUCUCAUUGAACUGGCUCAGGAGCUGCUGGUCAUCAUGGUUGGAAAACAACUGAUUAACAACAUCCAGGAGUUUAUCUUCCCGAAGCUGAAGUCUUGGUGGCAGAGGAAGGAGCUGCACCCCUUGCAGGAGGAGCUGAUGAAGGAGGCCCAGCAGAUGGAGAGUCCUCCCUGGGAGACAGACCACCGGCUGCUGGUCUGUGAGGGACUCUUCAGUGAAUACUUGGAAAUGGUUCUACAGUUUGGUUUCAUCACCAUCUUCGUGGCGGCGUGUCCGCUGGCGCCCCUCUUUGCUCUGAUUAACAACUGGAUCGAGGUGCGUUUGGACGCCCACAAGUUUGUGUGUGAGAACCGGCGCCCGGUGGUGGAGCGUGCUCAGAACAUCGGCAUCUGGUUCCCAAUCCUGCAAGUUAUAACACACAUCGCAGUCCUCAGCAACGCCUUCCUGAUUGCCUUCACCUCGGCCUUCGUUCCUCGGUUGUAUUACAGCUACAGCAGGCAGAGUGACCUGUCAGGUUUCAUCAACUUCACACUUGCCACCUCCCCGACCAGCUACAGCCUGCAACACACAACCUGCAGGUAUCGUGGUUACAGAGACCAACACGGUCGGUACAUCUCAGAAUACUUCCACCUGCUGGCCAUACGCUUGGCCUUCGUCAUCAUUUUUGAGCAUGUGGUGUUCUUCAUUGGACGUCUGAUUGACCUGAUGGUGCCAGAUGUACCUGAGGAGGUGGAGCUGAAGAUAAAGAGGGAGCAUUACAUGGCCAAAGAAGCUCUGGCAGAGAACCAGUCUUACAGAAAAACGUCAGUCCCAGAAGAAAGGAUGGAAAACGCCACCGAGCUGCGACAACGCAGAUCCACGCCUGCCCAGACCGUCUCUGAAGACCAUGAAGGAGGAGAGGAGUCCCAGGAGGCCAGCAAGCUGUAGAACCUGU
This is a messenger RNA of Lampris incognitus (smalleye Pacific opah), 2608 nucleotides long. RefSeq names its product anoctamin 7 (gene ano7). Gene Ontology annotation, biological process: calcium activated phospholipid scrambling; chloride transmembrane transport. Gene Ontology annotation, molecular function: chloride channel activity; protein dimerization activity. The transcript has 22 exons. Bases 1 to 2601 code for a protein of 866 amino acids. The record is from RefSeq and is a predicted model, not a curated record. Lineage: Eukaryota; Metazoa; Chordata; Actinopteri; Lampriformes; Lampridae. Gene Ontology annotation, cellular component: plasma membrane.